Tribolium madens (black flour beetle) is the source of this 2135-nucleotide messenger RNA. RefSeq names its product Y+L amino acid transporter 2 (gene gb). Gene Ontology annotation, biological process: amino acid transmembrane transport. Gene Ontology annotation, molecular function: L-amino acid transmembrane transporter activity. The coding region runs from base 559 to 2049 and encodes 496 amino acids. The transcript is spliced from 11 exons. Gene Ontology annotation, cellular component: membrane. The record is from RefSeq and is a predicted model, not a curated record. Lineage: Eukaryota; Metazoa; Arthropoda; Insecta; Coleoptera; Tenebrionidae.
UUCAUGCGAAUCUUCUAAAACACUAAAAAUAUUAAAAAUAAAUAUUGAAAUCCAGUAAAAUAAUAAAAACAAUUAUUAUUGUUUUAAUCAAAAAAGAUUGGUGGUCAUUCCGGCAAGAAACUAUAUUUCUAUAUACCCUAAAUAGUUAGACCCUCAACAUUAUAAAUAACAAAAGGCCACGAGUUAUUAAUAACUACGAAAAAAAAAUUUUGGUUUCAUAAAUGAAGAACAACCAUGGGCACCCAAAUCCUCACCACAUUUAAGUGGCCAUGCCACAGAUUACCUGUUUAUAAGAGUGUCUUAUCUGUGAUUGGUCCAAUUUAACAAGGUGGUGGCGCGAAAAUUUCAAUUCGUCCUAAUUUAAACACAUGCUUGGACCAGUCUUGCGGAAAACUCAACAUGCGCCUAACCAACUAACCUGAAAUAUGCACGUGCAUUAUUUGUAGUAGUAGUAUUGUAUUAGUCUUGUUUUCGUUAAAAUUACAGUAUUACACGAAUCACUAAGAACAAAAAAGUGGUAAAAGUGAAAUUUCUAGUCAAAAUAAAAAAGUACCAAAAAUGCCUUCAAAUAAUACCAAAGUGGUGAAAUCUCCAACAGAGAAUAUGUUACUAUCACCUGUUGAAACCCCUACUCAGGUUAUACCAGAAAAGGUAAAAAUGAAGAAGCAGCUAGGCUUGCUUGAAGGAGUUGCGAUUAUUUUAGGAAUCAUAUUUGGAUCAGGUAUUUUUAUUUCACCAAAAGGGAUAAUUCAGGAAGUAAACUCUGUUGGAUUUUCAUUAGUAGUAUGGGUUCUUUGUGGAUUAUUAUCAAUGAUUGGAGCUCUAUGCUAUGCAGAGUUGGGUACAACUAUACCCAAAUCAGGGGGCGAUUAUGCUUAUAUUUAUGAGGCUUUUGGCCCUCUACCUUCAUUUUUGUAUUUAUGGGCGGCAAACCUAAUUUUUGUACCUACAACUAACGCAAUCAUGGGUCUUACGUUUGCUAAAUACGUUAUUCAACCUUUUUUCCGUUCUUGUGAUAUACCAGAGGAUGGGGCUACAGUUGUGGCCGCUUGUACAAUAUGCUUCUUGACUUUUUUAAACGGUUAUAAUGUGAAAGCCACCACUAGGGUGCAAAAUGUGUUCAUGUUUUGUAAAAUUGGGGCACUCGUACUUGUCAUUAUUAUUGGAGUUGUUUGGAUGGGUUUUGGACACGUGGAAAAUUUUCAAAGGCCUUUUGAAGGAACAACCACCAAUGUAGGUAAAAUGUCCAAAGCUUUCUAUUCAGGAAUCUUCUCAUACUCUGGAUGGAAUUACUUGAAUUUCAUGACAGAGGAACUAAAAAAUCCUUACGUUAAUCUACCACGAGCAAUUUAUAUUUCAAUUCCCCUAGUCACACUAAUUUAUGUUUUGGCAAAUAUGGCUUAUUUAUCAGUUCUUACACCAGAUGCUAUGAUAUCUUCAGAUGCCAUAGCUGUGACUUUUGGUAACAACGUAUUGGGAAAUUGGGCGUGGAUAAUUCCGGUGAUGGUCGCAAUCUCAGCUUUUGGGGGCCUGAGCGUCCAUAUCAUGACGUCAUCACGAAUGCUCUAUGUUGGGGCCAGAAAUGGUCAUUUUCCAACAAUGCUCUCUCACUUGAACAUUCAGAAGUGUUCACCAAUGCCUUCACUCGCAUUUCUUAACAUCCUUUCACUCUUCAUGCUAUGCACCAAUGACAUUCACACUCUUAUAACAUACUGCACUAUUGUGGAAUCAUUUUUUGUCAUGUUGUCGGUGUCAGGACUUUUGUACUUAAGAUGGAAGAAACCAGAUAUACCAAGACCUAUCAAAGUGAACAUCACGGUUCCAAUAAUCUUUGUUUUAAUUUGUGUGUUUCUUAUCAUUUUGCCAUGUUUUGAAGCUCCCUAUGAGGUGUUAGGGGGCGUAUUGAUCACUUUAUCGGGGGUACCUGUUUAUUUUAGGGCUGUCAGACAAAAUAAGCCUUUGUUGCCUCAAAGUUUCAUGGACAAAUUGACUGUAAUCUGUCAGAAAAUAUUUAUUUCUGCUCAUGAGGAUGAAGACGUGGAGGAAUAACUUCUUGAAUUUAAGUAUUUAUUUUGUUGUAGUCGUUGUAUUUAUUCUUUUAGGUUUUUGUUCAUAAAAACACAAUUGGAUUUGGA